This is a messenger RNA of Nymphaea colorata (pocket water lily), 2190 nucleotides long. Its product is annotated as monocopper oxidase-like protein SKU5. The transcript is spliced from 9 exons. Gene Ontology annotation, molecular function: copper ion binding; oxidoreductase activity. Lineage: Eukaryota; Viridiplantae; Streptophyta; Magnoliopsida; Nymphaeales; Nymphaeaceae. The coding region runs from base 78 to 1865 and encodes 595 amino acids. The record is from RefSeq and is a predicted model, not a curated record.
UCUCUCUCUCUCUCUCUGCUCUCUUUUUCUCGUUCUGCCUUUUCUGCCUCUGAGCGAGUGAGAGAUCGAGACGACGGAUGAUGGUUUCGGGGCGUUUCUCUUGGUGGCUCUGCUCCGUGUUUCUUCUCUGUGCUUCUCGGGCUCUGGGUGGCGACCCUUCUGUCUACUAUGAGUGGGAAGUCUCCUACAAGGAUGUGUCUCCUCUUGGAGUGAAGCAGAAGGUAAUUGCAAUCAAUGGAAUGUUCCCUGGACCUCCUAUCAAUGCAACCACCAACUGGAAUGUACUUGUGAAUGUCUGGAACAAUCUGGAUGAGCCGUUACUCAUCACUUGGUCUGGUAUACAACAAAGAAGAAAUUCCUGGCAGGAUGGCGUGUUGGGAACAACUUGCCCAAUUCCCGUUGGUUGGAAUUGGACAUACGAAUUUCAAGUCAAAGAUCAGAUUGGAAGUUUUUUCUACUUUCCAUCAAUCUAUCUUCAAAGAGCUGCAGGUGGCUAUGGUGAUUUUAUUGUGAAUAAUCGUGAAGUCAUUCCAAUACCUUUUGAAGCACCUGAUGGGGAUAUUACCCUUUUCAUAUCCGACUGGUAUACAAGGAGUCAGAAGGAUUUAAGAAGGGAUCUGGAUAAUGGUUUAGCUCUUGCGAUGCCUGAUGGGGUUCUUAUAAAUGGAUUGGGCCCAUAUCGGUAUGAUCAGGCACUUGUGCCACCUGGUAUAACAUAUGAGCAGAUAAAUGUUGAACCAGGAAAGACUUAUCGAGUCCGAGUUCAUCAUGUUGGUGUGUCAACUAGCCUAAAUUUUAGAAUUCAGAACCAUCAAAUGCUGCUUGUGGAGACUGAAGGGUCAUAUACAGUCCAGCAGAACUAUUCAAACCUUGAUAUUCAUGUUGGUCAGUCGUACACAUUCUUGGUCACAAUGGACCAGAAUGCAAGCAGUGAUUACUAUGUGGUUGCAAGUGCACGAUUUGUCAACUCAUCAGAGUGGACCAAAGUGACAGGUGUUGCCAUCUUGCACUAUUCCAAUUCUCAAGGCCCUGCAUCUGGCCCACUUCCUGAUCCACCAAAUGACAGUUAUGACAAAUCCUUCUCUGUUAACCAGGCCCGAUCAAUAAGGUGGAACACAUCAGCAAGUGGUGCACGUCCUAAUCCGCAAGGAUCCUUUAGAUAUGGUCAGAUUCCAGUUACUGAUGUGUACAGGAUAGAAAAUGAACCUGCACAAAUGAUCAAGGGGAAGAUGAGGACCACGUUGAAUGGAAUUUCAUAUUUCAUACCUUCCACACCUCUAAAGCUUGCAGACCAGUUUAACGUUCCUGGAAUUUUUAAGCUUGAUUUUCCAAACGAACCAAUGAACAGACCUCCAAAAAUGGAUACAUCAGUAAUAAAUGCUACCUACAAGGGAUUUGUAGAAAUUAUAUUUCAAAAUGCUGCUACAACUGUUCAGAGCUAUCACUUGGAUGGAUAUGCAUUUUUCGUUGUUGGAAUGGAUUAUGGAAACUGGACAGAGAACAGCAGAAACUCGUACAACAGGUGGGAUGCAGUUGCGCGCAGUACAACACAGGUUUUCCCUGGUGGAUGGACAGCCAUUCUGGUUUAUUUAGACAACGUGGGAAUGUGGAAUUUGCGUGCUGAGAACCUUGACUCAUGGUAUCUGGGGCAGGAACUCUACAUGAGGGUGGUUAAUCCAGAAAUUAACAAUAAAACAGAGUUGACACCUCCCGACAAUGCUAUAUUUUGUGGUGCACUUAAAUACAUGCAGCAGGAAUCUUAUGAUCAUAAGCAUGGUCCGGCAUUCUCACCGGCUUGGACUCUCACCACACAUAGAUCCAUGCUGGUGUUGCUUCUCAUUAUUUGGGCAGCUGCUUUUUACUGAAGAGGACACAGUAAGAGUUUUAUUUGCAACCUGGUGAAGACUGACGUCAAAACUAAUCAUCUGCUAGCUGAUUUUUUUACAAGUGUAGAUUGAGACAGAGAAGAAGGAGAACAGUUUUACAAAAAUGUGACAACUUGCAUUCUCCUGACCGAUCAAACAAGCAAUUAUGUGAUAUUUCUGUAGAGCAACUUGUGGAAAUUUUUUCUUUUUUCUAAUGUUUCACCGGUAAAUGUACAUGACAUUUUGAUUCUUUAGGUUUAAGAACAAUAUAAAACCGAAAAAAAAAGGAAUUUAUUCUUUUAGGAAAUGAGAUUGGUUAACUGUA